CGACAAACCAUCAAAUGAACGAAUUUGACCGCUAUAAGUGGAUUAUUAUUCGCAGCAGCUGUAAAUACUCACGAACACCCACAAGACUGGACCUACGCUCUUGUUGCAGGCAAUCCGUAGUCAAGCACUCUAAUCCGCUGUGGUUAUUGGGUCCUUCAGCGAAAAAAAAGAAAAAAACAUCAGUCAGUCCUGAUAUAUCACUGGCGGUGGUACAGGUACAGCAGCACUGGCGCCAGUCUGACAGAUCUUUUGGUCUUCUGAUAUGUUCCGCCGUUCUGGGCAUAUUCUCAUUUCAUCUCGUAACGUCCUUCUACAACUUCGUCCAUUCACUUUCACUUCGGCGACAAACUUGGGCGAAAACCGACCAGGAACGGACUCUGUUUCAGGCGCGGUGUCACAUUCCAUUGCAGAAGAAACUCAAGAUGUCGCUUCCAUAGACAGUCUUUUCGAGGCCGUCAGAAAGAGAUCCAAUCCUGAAUACAACUCGCUUGUACCAAUCAGACCCCGUAGACUCUGGUCGGAAGUCCUAUUGACAUCAGAACCCACCUCUAUGGCAACCUCAUCAUCAUCGAAUCAACCCCCAGACUUAACACCUCGCAACAUGCACGACUCUUAUACAGAAAUCGUUCUCCCAUUUAGCUCUUCGACCGAGUUGUACGACAAGUACACAAACGCUUCCGGAGGUAUUAGAACCGGAAAGCUCAUGGAACAUCUCGACUCCCUCGCGGGUUCCAUAGCGUACAAACACAUGUUGGGUCCGGGAGUGCAGACACUGGGGAAAAUACACGAGCGAGGUUUUUAUAUCGUUACAGCUGCCGUCGAAAGGCUUGAUAUGCUCGGUCAGUUAAACCCUCAGCGGGAUCUCCGGUUGAGCGGUGAGGUGAUAUAUACCGGGAGAAGCUCGAUGGAAGUCGUCGUCAAGAUGGAAACGAUGCCGGGAAGUCUCGAAGAAAAGGAUGAAACCAUCAUGUUAGGCCGAUUCUCCAUGGUAUGCAGAGAUGCCAACACUCACAAGGCGCGACAAGUAAACCCUUUGAUGAUCUCCACGCCAGAGGAGAAAGCGCUGUACGCGAUGGGCGAAACCUUGAAGGCGAAACGCCUAACAAACGCCCAGCGCUCCUUAUCGCGGGUUCCUCCCAGUUCAGUUGAGGCAGCAGCACUGCACUCUUCCUACCUCAAGUACAGCCAACAGAAAGAACAUCAGGAAUUCGACGAUGAUCUUGUCUAUAUGAGCGAUACGAGAGCAGAGAAAUGUAUGCUUAUGUUUCCUCAGGAAAGAAAUCUCCAUGGAAAGAUAUUCGGAGGUUAUCUUAUGAGACUGGCGUAUGAACUCGGUUUCCUGAACGCUAGUCUGUUCAGUAAAGGCCCUGUACGCUUCCUCGCACUCGAUGGCAUCUCCUUCGCCCGCCCGGUUCCGAUCGGGUCCAUUUUACGCUUGACUUCCUACAUACUACACUCCACGAGUUCAGAACACUACCCGAUGCUAAUCCAUGUUGGCGUAACAGCGAAUGUUGUGGACAUCGAAACGGGGUCUGAACAGAUAACGAACGAGUUCAGAUUCACAUGGUGCAAGGAGCACGGCACUGAAACUAGGAAAGUAGUUCCUAGAACAUAUCGGGAGGCGAUGCUGUGGUUAGAGGGGAGACGUGCGCUUGAAAUAGGUGAAGCGUUCAGAGGACUCAGAACCAUACACCAUUGAGUUGAGAUCAUCGCCUGUGCUGAGUGACGUUGAGUGUGCUCUAGCUAGAUAGAUAUUGUCCAGUCCUGAUCGAAUUCAUCAUAUCAAGCGUGUAUUAGCACAGCCGAGAUAGAAAUUUCGCGGAGAAAGGCGAUCACAGCGCUACACAACGUAUCUGAAAGCGAAAGUGGGAAGAAUAAGCCU
Molecule: messenger RNA, 1882 nt
Organism: Marasmius oreades (fairy-ring Marasmius)
Lineage: Eukaryota; Fungi; Basidiomycota; Agaricomycetes; Agaricales; Marasmiaceae
Exons: 11
Coding region: 263-1699 (478 amino acids)
Biological process (GO): acyl-CoA metabolic process
Cellular component (GO): mitochondrion
Molecular function (GO): fatty acyl-CoA hydrolase activity
Source: RefSeq, a predicted model, not a curated record